Molecule: messenger RNA, 6200 nt
Organism: Spodoptera exigua (beet armyworm)
Lineage: Eukaryota; Metazoa; Arthropoda; Insecta; Lepidoptera; Noctuidae
Source: the annotation of a GenBank genome assembly
AUGGGCUCUUUAUGAGUCACGUGACACAUUUAUAAUCAUAGACAAGUCGCCUUUUUUACCUCUCCACGCCCGGCGGCAGCUUGUGCCCUUACUGAUAUUUAUUUUGUAAUUUAAAGUUAAUUACUGAAAAAUGGACACAAGAAAGCUGACAGAAAUUUUGCGUGGAACAAUCGAUCCUGUUCAGAGACAGGCGGCAGAAGAACAGCUUUCUCAGAUUCACAAAAUUAUCGGAUUUGCACCUUCAUUAUUGCAAGUUGUUAUGCAAAAUGAUGUUCCAAUACCAGUCAGACAAGCAGGGGCAGUAUAUCUAAAGAAUCUAGUUAGUUCAGGAUGGCAGGAGAAGGAAGCAGAGGAUGGUGAACCUAUCCCAUUUAACAUCCACGAGCAAGACCGCUGCAUGGUCAGAGAUAUUAUUGUAGAUGCUAUUAUACAGGCGCCAGAUAUAAUAAGAGUUCAGUUGUGUGUCUGUCUUAAAACAAUCAUCAAACAUGACUUCCCUGCUCGCUGGACUCAGAUUGUGGACAAGGUCAGCAUAUACUUACAAAGUCCCGAACCAAACACAUGGAUGGGGGCACUUCUGUCUUUAUAUCAGCUAAUAAAAAAUUAUGAGUACUGCAUUGCUGAGAAGAGGAUUCCACUAAAUGAGGCAAUGAAUCUGCUUCUACCUAUGAUGUACAACUUGAUUGUGAAUCUCCAAGCCGAUCCUUCUGCGGAAUCUGUCCUGAUACAGAAGCAAAUACUCAAAUGUUUCUAUGGCCUAAUAAAGUACAUUUUACCUCUAGACCUAAUUACAAAGGAUAUAUUUACCAAGUGGAUGGAGGUGUUGCGUGUUGUAAUGGAACAACCUGUACCAGAAACUACACUACAGGUGGAUGAGGAUGAGCGUAUGGAACUUCCAUGGUGGAAGUGCAAAAAGUGGGCAGUGCACACCCUAUACAGAUUGUUUGAACGGUAUGGCAGUCCAGUAAAUGCCCGUGAAGAGUAUGCACAAUUCGCUGAGUGGUACCUUACAACCUUCACUGGUGGCAUCUUGGAAGUCCUUCUGAGAGUAUUGGACCAGUACAGAAACAAGGUGUACAUUUCACCAAGAGUUCUUCAACAGACCAUCAGCUACAUUGACCAAUGUGUGACCCAUGCACAUUCUUGGAAGCUCUUGAAGCCUCACAUGUUUGCCAUUAUACAAGAUGUACUUUUCCCGCUCAUGUCAUAUUCCGAGGCUGAUGAAGAACUGUGGGAAAGUGAUCCCCAUGAAUACAUAAGAAUUAAAUUUGAUAUAUUUGAAGACUUCGUGUCGCCUGUCACUGCUGCUCAAACUUUACUGACUUCUUGCUGCAAAAAGCGCAAAGAUAUGCUAGGACGCACUAUGCAUCUGUGUAUGCAAGUGCUGACCAAUCAAAAUGGCGAGUAUGGGCCCCGACAGCGUGAUGGUGCGUUGCACAUGGUUGGCACUCUCAAUGAUAUCCUCAUCAAAAAGAAGAUGUAUAAGGACGAAAUUGACUCUCUCCUGAGCCAGUAUGUUUUUCCCGAGUUCCUCAGUCCUCUUGGCUACAUGCGUGCCAGAGCUUGCUGGGUACUGCAUAGUUUUGGUAAUAUUCGGUUUAAGAAUGAUCAGUUGCUUCUAGAGGCCAUCCGAUUAAUUGUUACGGCUCUUCUCAACGACCACGAAUUACCCGUGAGGGUUGAAGCAGCGGUUGCUAUUCAGAUGCUACUGAGUUCGCAAGAGAAAGCCCACAAAUACUUAGAGCCUCAGGUGAAGGCAGUGACAACUGAGUUACUGAAGCUUAUUCGGGAGACUGAGAAUGAUAACAUAGCUAUUGUGUUGCAAAAGAUUGUACCUCUGUACACUGAGCAGUUAAUCGACAUGGCCUACGAGAUCACCGAGCAUUUGGCGACAACAUUUAGCAAAGUAAUUGAGACGGACCUAGGUACCGAUGAGAAAGCUAUCACUGCCAUGGGCCUACUUAACACCAUGGAGACAGUCCUCACUGUAAUGGAAGACAAUCCAGAAAUUAUGGCUCAGCUGGAGAAAACAGUGCUUCGUGUAGUUGGACACAUACUGCAUCACAACAUUAUGGAAUAUUAUGAAGAGGCUAUGACUCUGCUCUGCAACUUAACGUCUCGGACCAUAUCAGAGGACAUGUGGAAGGUUCUAGAGAUGCUCUACCAAGUUUUUGAGAAAGAAGGAUUCGAUUACUUCACUGAUAUGAUGCCAGUGCUGCAUAAUUACAUCACCGUCGAUACAAACGCCUUCUUGUCUAAUGAGAACCAUAUCCUCGCGAUGUUCAAUAUGGCUAAAGCAGUGCUGAACUCAGAUUCUGAAGAUGAGUCAGAAAUAUAUGCGGCCAAACUGUUGGAAGUAAUGGUUCUGCAAUGUUCUGGCAAGAUUGACAACUGCCUGCCCUCCUUUGUGGAGUUGGUGCUUAACCGCUUGACGCGGAAAGUUAACACUUCUGAGCUUAGGACCAUGCUGCUUCAGGUCCUCAUUGCCAUAUUGUACUGCAACCCCCAGCUCUUAUUCACAAUAUUAGACAAGCUGCAGGAGUCUGUGCCCAACGCAUCUAUCACACAGCAUUUCCUGAAGCAAUGGAUCCAUGACACAGAUUGCUUCAUGGGAUUACACGACAGGAAGCUGUGCGUCCUCGGAAUUUGCACCCUCUUAGAAAUGGGUCCCCAAAGGCCUAACCUUGACGAAAUCAUGCCUAAGCUCUUGCCAUCAUGCUUGGUGCUUUUCGACGGGCUAAAGCGUGCCUACGAGAUCAGGGCGGAGGCUGAUGAGGAGACAUCUUCUGAAGAGGAUGACGAAGAGGAAGACGAAGAAGUAUUGUCGAGUGACGAAGAUGAUCUCGAUGAAAUGAACAACGAGUAUCUUGAGAACCUUGCCCGCAUGGCUCUGAAGACCAGCGAGCGACAAGGCGUCACUAUGACCGCCAACGUCGAAGAAUAUGAAGAGAGUGACGAUGACGACGAUGAUUAUGAGCCAGAGGACACCGCCAUAGAGUGCUACACAACUCCUCUCGACGAGAAGGAUUGCGUCAUUGAUGAAUACAUUAAAUUCAAAACUACAUUGCACACUCUCUCAAAUACCGAGCCAGCCCUGUACCACGCCCUCACGAGCGGACUCGACGAGGCGCAACAGAAGCAGCUCAACGCUGUCUUCGUAUUAGCAGACCAGCGCAAGGCGCAGCAGGACAGCAAACGCAUAGAGCAAAGUGGAGGCUAUAUGUUCACCGUACCUGCACAGGUGCCAACCAAAUUCAAAUUCGGAUCAUAAAUCUAACGUAGCAAACAUUACUCGUAAACAUUCAUCACACUUGUUGAAUAUAUCCUCCAAUUUGCCGCUUACGCUAUAAUUAAUACAAAUAAGUUUAUCAGCUCUAAAUUGUUCGUACGAUUUAGCAUUGCAGUUAGAGCACUGAAGCCGCUUUGCACUCCGACGGCAAUGUAAACUGUUCUUAGCCCACAUGCGUAGGCGGCUAGCAAAGGCUUAAAUUCCUAAUGAGGCUGUAGGCUAGUCUGCCCUCGAUUCAAGCCCGCGACAACAUGGGACAGGAGCAUAUAUUGCAAGUGUGCUUGUCUUCGAACAUAUAUGUAUACACAAAUGUGACACAUACAAAAUAAUACGUUUUAAAUACUUACAAAGUGAAUAUUUGUGACAAAGGAUUACUGUCAAUUUAGGCGACCUGCUAUUUAUUAUGUUUAUCACUUUGUACAUAUUUAAUAUGUAUCGUUACUUUACUGAUAUUGUGCUUCAUACAUUAUAUAUUAUCUAUAAAUAAUGUUAAUUUGUAAUAUGUAAUUAUAAAUGAACAUUUUUAACCAUUUAUUUUGUUUUGAUUCCAAAUAAUAUGGCUUUUAGUUGGCAAUUUAUUCUUGAUAGAGUUAGUUAAUUGAAUGAAUAUAUUUAUUAAUAUUGUGACGACAAAGACGAUAAGGUAAUUAGAGAAAAUUCAAUCGAUUUCCUUAAUUCAUUAUGACACUACUUCACAAUUUUACAUGUUAGUGCCAACGAAAUAUUAUUGUAGUCUAAUUUUGAAAUGUAAUACCUAUUGCACGGACAAGUUGUGUUGCUUAUAGGUCGUUAUCGAAUUGCAAUUGAAUAUGUGUUAUGAAGUAACAAUAUCAGUGUAUAAUUAAAAGUGGAGAAAACCUUCAGGUAAUAUAAUGCAACUAUGUCUCGACUUAAGAGGCUAAACACACUGUUUACUCUAGAUUUAUUAACAUAUAAUGAUGGUAUAUUCGGGAAUUAGAUGUUACAGUUUAACUCUGUCUGUUUGUAGUUAGAUGGGUUCCGUAUUUUAUUAUAGUUCAAUUCAUAAUAUAUCAAUGUUUGAAAUCAUGUUUGUUUAGCGAAAUAUAAUUAAUGUUAGUGGUAAUACGUAAACAUGUCUUAUUCAAUAGUCAAUAGUAUGUAGGUAGUUUUUCUUGAAUAGGAACUGAUAGUAACAAUCAAAUUUUAAGUACAUAUCAUAACAUGUUGCUUCCGUCGUUUAAUUAGGACGAACACACUCUGCAGACCUUCCAUCAACGUAGUUAGAAUGUACGGAACCCCUGCAGGUUACAUUAGCAUUAAACCAAACUUACCUAAAUCGAAAGUUUCGGCCUUAAUGAAAUUAUAAUGAUUCGGGCCCUAAAGUAAACAUGUGUUACAGUACUAUAUCAACAAGAUGUGUCUAUCAUUUGAUCACGAAAUGUUUUAGAGUAAAAUUAUUUUGUACUCUACUGCCGAACGAAAUAAAUCAAAGUAAGUUAUUGAUUCCAAUACUUGGUUAGUAAGAAAACGUUGUAACUAUAUUUUUAUGUAGUUCUCAAAUUUAUAAUAUCUGCAACUGAUGAGAUGUCUACAUUAUUUGUUACAAGGAAAUUCUAAAACUUAGGAUACAAUUGUUACUGUUACAUUGUUUUCUCACUAGCUGCCUUUUUCUAUUUUUGUUUUUUUUUUCACAAUUAGUUUAAAAUACAGAUUAUUAUAAUGUUUUAUGCAUAAAGGAUAUGCAUCAAUUAAACUGGCAGUUAUAGUUCGAACGCAAUUGUAUUAAGUUUUAAAAAUUUAUUAUGUAGUUGUCAAAACUUUGUUAUUUCUGUUUACAAUUGGAUGGAAAGAUUAUUUACUCGAGUAUAAACAGACACGGUAACUGAUUAGGGUUGUGUAUAUUAGAAUGAUGUAAUUGUACACAAUAGUUAUCACUUAUUUAUUGCCAUCAUUGGAGUAGAUUCGUUAGUAUGAAGUGACUGUCUCGUAUAUUUGUUAUGAUAAUCUCAACACUGAUUGUAUUCAGAAAUUUUGUUAUUGUGCUUAUAUACUUUUCGACAACUGUUGAUAUAAUUGUUAUGACCAUCACAAUCUUUGGAAUAGUGCUCUGCUUUUAAGAAUUUAGUGGAAUAUGUGUAUGACAAAGUUUAUCUGUUAGACUUAUAUUAAGGUUAAUCUAUAAAUAUGUGAAUUCAGAUUCUGACGUUAAUUUACAAGACACAAAUAGUUUGUUACCUUUUAAAUUUGUUAUGUAAUGAUUGAAUUGAUGAACUUUGACGUCAUGUUAACGUGGCGAAAAGGGAUGUACUAGUGCAUGAGAUGAGGACUUGUUACUGUUUUCUUCUGGCGUGAGGUGCGAUAAGACUGUUUUGGCGAUACUUGUUAUUACGUUGCUGGAGUGAAUCGUUGACUGACCUGCCGCAAUCACCGACCGCAGUUCCGCCUACCAGGCCUCGAAAUCGUCUUACAUAGUGGUGUGGUUUAUAAGUGACUGGUUAGAGAUUAGCAUGUAAGGCACACGGGAAGACUACAGAUUGGGCCAAGCUCGUAUAUUUUUUAUGUAAUUAGUCUUAACAAUUUCAAAUUGGCAAAUUGAUCAAAAUUAUAGAAAAAUCGCGCUUGUUUCUUUUGACUGCUUAUAUUAUUUUCACAUAGCUAGCAAUUACAAUCAAAAGUUAAUAUGUAAUAGUGUCGAUCUCAUAAACAAUAUAUACUCAUAGUUUUCUCUCAAGUAUGUACUAGAAAAAUAGCAAAAUCCGUUUUAGAAUUACAAUAUGACAUUUGUUGAAUCUUAAACAAGAUAGCUGCAGCUGCGUAAUGCAUUUGUUUUUGAUUGAUGUUGGUGUUUAUUCUAUGUGACGGAAUGUAAUGUAUUCUAUGCAAUAAAAUACUACAUGUUAUUGUAGUGGCACAUUUCACGGUUGUUACUUUCCUAAACAGUCGGUUGCAG